CCCCGUCUGACCCCUCACCCACCCUAACGUCCGUACCCCUCUACCCGCGGCCCUGACCUAUCCCCACCCCUGUCACGCACCGGCUCGACGUAUUUCUCUCCCCACUAGCGCCCCAUUCCACCCACGCCCCCAUCCCACUCUUGCCUGUUUCACGAAGGAGACUCUUUUCCUUGGUCUCGCGACUUCUUCUCCGUGUCUUUCCGUUUAUCCUUUCUAUCCCUGCUUUCCUACCCGCUCAUCCCUUUCGCUCUACUCUUCUCCCCCGUCUUCUCACGCUGCUUUUCACCUUGCUCGGUUCAUCCCCCCGGACAUCCCCCACCGUAUCACACGCUUCCUUUGUCUUUUCCAUUUAUUCCUUCGUCCGUUCGCCAGUCGAUCCGACUCGUUCGUCGACUCGUAUCGCUCUGUUCGAGCGUCUCGCUGGCCGGCAUUUUUCUCAUUAGUUUAACUCGUAAGAGAAUUACGAUGUGAUCGAUCAUUUUUAUACUCGUACUCGCGCGUCUAUACGUAAUAUGCUAGCGUGUGUUUUUAUUCGCUUAUAUGGCCGACGUGUUUUCUUCGAAGGUAGUUUGCGCCUUUCGGCGUGAUACGCGCCGCGGAUGGGGUGAAUAACGCAGGACUAACGAGGUGGAGAGCCAGAGACAGAGAGAGAGAGAGAGUGAAAGAGGUAAAGGUAGAGAGAGAGAGAGGUAGAGAGAGAGAGAGAGAGAGAAAGAGGGGACGUGCAAGAGAAGAGAGACGAGUCAAAACUUUCCAGUCGACGUGGCCGCGGUGGCCCGUUGACGAGGAGGACAGCUAUUUCUAGGUGAGAAUUCCCAAGAUCAGAAAAGAGUCACGGUGACGCGGCCGCGGUCGAAAUUACGUAAUCCUUCGCGACGAUCUCGUUAAAGUUGCUUUCCUUAAGAGUCAAAUUUAUAAACGGUAAUACGAUUUGCUUAAUAAUGAUUUAUUACACGCUUACGAUACCGUUUGUAGCCGUAAAUAUUUCGGCGAUGACAUUUAUUGCCCGAGUGUAACGGCAGUCGGUACACACCCUUUCGUCUCAGAGGUUUGCUAGCCAAAGUUCCUCCGCAGUUAGGCUUACGCGAGUCGGAUUAACGUUUGACCAGAUUCGAAGGGAGCGUAUAACCACGCGGCACGCGUGCCGCUGCGUUGGAAACCGCGAAUCUUUUGUCCGGUCGCAUGCUCCUUAAUUUUCCUCCCUUUACGAGGUAGGAAAGCUUGCGACCUUAAGCGAUUGCGGCGAGGCAGAGUGGCGCAGCGCCGAAUUGUACGUGCGUUCCGGUGGCCCUUGUUAACGCAGGAAUGUAAAUCAACUCGUAAUAGCGUGGUUGCCGAGGAUUAAGCGGCGCGAGAAGACGAGAGCGAGCGUGGUAUGACGCGGCGAGAAGGUACGAAGUGCCGGCGAGGCAAGACCGGCGUCGACGACAACGAUCACAGCUACGACUACGACAACGACAACGACAACGACGACGAAGACGACGACGACGACGACGACGACGACGACGACGACUACGACAGCGACAACGACAACGCUACGGGCUACGAUGACGUCGAGGGCGACGACGGCGACGACGUUGGCGACGGUAGUAGCGGAGGGACGGGGAUGAGAGUCGAUGGGUGGGAAGAACGGCAGCACCCUCUCCUCGUGCCCCGAAGCAUUAGGAGUUCGGUAAUAAAUCUCGUUGAAAAAACACACGCGCGUACACGUACAGCCACGUACACGAGUGCACGCGCGUUCGUGCGCGUAUGCACGUAUUCUCGAGCAGGGAUCUCAGACUGUUCCGCUCUCUUCCGCGCGCGUCUAUCUCGUUCGGUUCGUACAUCUGUGCUCUGGGAAUGCAACGAGCGCGAGCAAGAGGAAAGCCAGUAAAACGUAAGGAAGGAGGGAGCGCGACCCCCUCCAAAGCUUUAGAUCUUUCCUCGUCUCUUCGUCGCGGAGCACCGCGUCCGACGGCAACGAGGUCGACAUGAUCUAUGCACGCCGUGCAGAGGCGAGUGUCACCGUUUGCUUGAUGCAUCGGUCCUCACCUGAGCCCUCCCCUCGGCGUCGUUUCUUGGCCGUGCCCACAUCGACGUCCGCUCGGCCCGCGGAUCGCCGAUCGCGCGUCGUCGAUCGUUCGUAAUACCGCGUUAACGAGUUUCGUCGGCAACUUUUUCCGCUUACCUCGCCGCCACGUAACGCCGCGAAAAACCGUGGUUCGGUUUCCUCGUGGAAAAUAAAGGAAAGGGCGAGGCGAUAAUUUGAAAAGCGAUUACAUCGUUUGACGGCGAGAGCGACGAAGCGACAGAGGAAGGAAGAGACGAGACGAGGAGGGGCCAACUUGGAGAAGAAGGCCAGACGCGAAUAGUACGACGACGAUGGUUACAUUCUACGGAUCAGAGAGCUCGAUAGCGUGCCGAAGUCGAAGCGAACGGCAAUAAAUCCAUUUUUCGUGAAGGGUCGGUCGAGGGGCGAGAGCGAGCCAGGGUCUGAUUAGCAGCCUGACUCGCCGUACAGGAUGACAGCCGGUUAAACGGAUAACCUAUGGAAAGUUACGAGGACGACGACGACACUCACUUCUGCAUCAAAUGCCAUCUGACGAUACACGGCCUCGACAAUUACGUGCGACAUCGUCAAUCCGGAUGUCGGCCACCGGACGACAAGAACGUAGCCGUGCGGGUAUCACCCACGACGCCCGCUUCGCCGACCACCGUUUUCUAUCCGGAGAUACUGAACGCGGACGCAUUCUUCAGUUCGCUGGAGUUACAGAGCAGCUCCAAGUCGAAUCCUCGAAAGGCAUCCGGUUUGCUCGAGGAAAGUAGGAAGUUCAAGAAGGACGACAAAAGGAAAAAGAGUCAGAAAUCGCAGGUGGACGCGGACGAAUCGACGGUAAAAGAGAAGCUUCACAAUAUGUUGCCCGGAGUUUCGGAGCUGGAAAACCCGACCGACCAUCUCUGCAUGCCAUCGCUCGUUGGAUUCCCCGAUAUCGUUCCGUCCACGUCCAACAAGCCUACGGUUGCGAGCAACCGGAACAAAUUAAGUCAAUCGAUGAGCAACGUCGCCACGAACAUCGACAGCGGUGGAUUUUCGGUGAAGCCCGAGCCGGAAAAUUCCUUGGAAGGUCUGAUGACGUCUCAGGAAUCCAAGCAGUCGGAUAGAAAACGACAGGAAGAAUCGCAGAGGAUCGAACAGGCUCAUCAAACGUGGCUGGAAUACACGAUAUUGGCCGAGCUGGUGUCGAACAACGAAAACAAGGAUCUGACCAGAUACGAGUACGAAUAUCAACAGGACGAGGAUUCGGAGGACGAUAUAUUGGAGGAAGAUUUGGGGGAGGAUGACUCUUACUUCGAGUCUGACGAUGGGGAAGAUCGAGAACGUCCACCGCGUGGUCACAUCGGUGGCAAAUGGAAGCCAGAAUUGGACGAUCUUCCUCAAAAUAUGUCUCAACUUCAGGACGACGACGUGGAGCCCGAAGACGAACAUCAAGAACAUCCGCCGCCGACUUAUACAGGGGGCAAGUGGCGACCCUCGGACGCCUCGCAGAAGCCAGAAGAGUACGAGACUAAGAGCAACGUCGGACAACCAUCGCCAGGACACACACGAGGGAAAUGGGUACCGGGCGCACAAACGGAUAUCGAAUCAGGAUAUUGGUGCAGUCCUUGCGGCAGGAAACUUGCCUCUCGAUUGGUCUACAACAGGCAUCUUCUCUCUGAUUUGCACGCUAGAAGGAGCAUCCGAGAAAUCGAUGGCGUUCUUUGCCCGCCGCGUGCCGCCAACUUGCACGCACUGAAAAAAUCAUCGAGUCGUAAUCAAAAAACUAAACAAGCGGGUGAAACGAAGGAAGCGAAGAAAAGUUUGCGAAAACGAGAAAAGGAAAUACUUUGUUGCGAAAUGUGCCAUGCCCGAGUGAGAAGAACGCAAAUGGGCAAGCAUUUGCUCUCUCAUUAUCACUGCCGCGUGGCAGGUGUAAAUCCUUGCGGCCCACGGGCGCGUCGCUUUUUACUAGAAAAUAUGGCGAAUGUGGUUCGGCAGUGUCCUUUUCAGUGUUUCUCUUGUCGUUUCUACUGCAACACAGAGGAAACAUUCCUGCGUCAUUGGCGAUCCGAUCUUCAUGCAAAAACGCUCGACCAGAUCGCCGGCAGUUACAGAUGCACUCCUUGCGACUUUUGGUGCGAGGGCAACGAAACGAUGGAAGCGCAUCUGGUCGAUUCGAGUCAUCGCGACGUCGUUUCCAUGAUGAAUGGUUCGGUACCGAUCAGGAUAGGUCGUCAGCAAGCUCUGACCUGCGGCGGUUGCGAUCGUCGAUUCCGAUAUAAUUUGCAACUUCGAUUGCACAUCAAGGAAACUGGCCACGAAGGGAGUUUGACCGCAACGGACGAAUAUCAACAGCGAAUCAAAUGCAAUCUGUGCCCGCAAAUACUUCGAUCGUUGGUGGCACUUCAGCGUCACCAGUUGUCUUCCCACGUCACGAAGAUCGAGAAACACGAGACGAACGAUUCGUCCCAGCCAACGCCUUAUUUCUGUUCGUUCUGCUCGAUGAAUUUUGCCACUGCUCGAGAAGCCGUAUUACAUCGAAGAACGUCCAGUCACAAGGAGAUGGUGAAGGCUCGGAAAAGCAACGAAGGCCCGUCGACGUCUACGGUUCGACAGUGUCCUCAUUGCAAGCAGAAGCAGGCGAAUUUGUCGGAGCACAAGGCGCACCUUCUCGAUAGUCACCCCGAGCUUUGUUACAGAUGUCCCAAAUGCGGUACGUUGUUUGCCCUCUCGCAAGACGUGACGAGGCACACGAGGGAAAACAAGUGCCAUGACUCAAACGAUGAAUCGAAUAAAACGAAAACAGCGGACGCGAGAGACGAAUGGAAAUGCAACAGCUGUAGCUUCUCGACCAACAUUCAAGCGGAAUUUAUCUUCCACGAAGCUCUUCACGCCGGGAUCGUGCGAAACGAUAACGAAGACGAGAACCCUGGCAAAUCAUUGGCGAAGUAUUCCUGCCCCAUCUGCAAGAAGGCAUUCACGAAAGUGUCAUUACGGAAUCACAUCAGAAGCCACACCGGAGAGCGUCCGUUUCCUUGUGCCAAGUGUCUCGUGCCCUUUUCCAGAAGAUCCGACCUAAACGCCCAUCAGAAAGAGUGCACCGCUUCGACAUCGUCCGGAUGGUCGGAAGGUUUGGGACGGAAACGCAGCUUUGUUUGUUCCGAGUGCAACAGCGCCUUCUACACGAAGCACUCGCUGCGACAGCAUAUGCUGCGCCACGCUGGGAAAAAGUACAAGUGCGGACUUCCGGGCUGUCCAACGGUGCUCCGAACAGCCUCCGAAUUGAGAUCGCACAGAACCUUGGUACACGACAGCACGCCGUCUAGUAGACGAUACAAGUGCUCCGAUUGUUCUUACGCGGCCAAAACGAAAACUCAGCUACGCCGACACUGCACCCGGCACGAAGAAGCAGGGAACGUGGCAAAAUCAGAACUUCGCGCAUGUCCCUACAGUGGUUGCGCUUUUAAAACGAAGCUCGCUUCUCAUUUGCAGCGGCACGUGCGUCUCCACACGGGCACAAAGCCAUACAAGUGUCGUCAUUGUCCGUACGCCAGCAACAACUUGGAAAACCUGAGGAAACACGUGUUGUCCACGAACUUGCAUCCGGGCAAGACGAUCUACGAAUGCGACGUUUGCCAAGAAGACAACCCGGAGCCGUUCCAGACGAAUUUCGCGAAAGAGCUUCGCGCGCAUCUGCUGGAAGUGCACAGCGACGCUUUUCCAACUCCUAACCACGCGAACGAUUACGUGGUCGGGAUUUUUAAGGUUCGACGAGACUGCGACGAGUCAAAUUAGAGGCGUCGCGAUCGUCGUUCGAACAUAUAUCCCGCGGAUCGUCAACAGCGGCGAACAUAGCGCACUGGACGUUGGUGGUAUCGGUGUUGUUCGCGAUCGUGCGAACCGGUAGGCCUGUACCGUGCCAGGAAAUAGUUAAAGUGAUGUACGGUCACGUGGCACGGUACGUACUUUGGACGCGUACACGGCCGAAUCUUUAUGUCCCUAGCGUCGAGAUAUUACGAGAAUCGUUCGAGUCCACCUGCUGAUUUCUUGGAUUCCUCGACGCGCCCGUAUGCAGCAGGUACGUAAGAUCGCGAGUUGUCGUCAUUGUAUCGCUUCGUCGUACUCGUGCAACCAAAGUAGACGUAUACCGUUUCAUCGUUUAUUAGAAAUAAGGACAAACGUGACGAACGGUUCGCGCGCGUUGAUCCCUCGCGACUAAUCGUACUGUUUCUCGUCUUUGCUUUACACGAUAUCGGGAACGCGGACAAGAGCGGAUGAAAGUACCGAGAUGUAUAAAAGAGAAAGAGAGAGAGGGAGGGAGAGAGAGGGGAAUGGAACGAAACGAGACGAAACGGUCGUUGAAAAAUUCAUCGUGGCUGAAAGCCAGCGACGGACCACCUCGUGGAUCGUCUUACAAGACGCGUUUCCGUCUUCGAGGGUCCUGAUUGUGAGAAAUGCAUCGUGCUGUCGCGCGAGAUAGGUGUCGUAAAGUAUGCGGCCCUUGAGUUCUCCUGGGCAAAAAGGACGAGACCGAGCUGGAAAGACGGAGAGAGGAGAGAGAGCACGGGCGUCGUGAGCGCGAAGGAUAAUUUAUUGACUAAUUAACGAGGAUGUCCUUCAUUACGGGUCGAGCAGCAGUCGUGGUCGCUUGCUCUCGCUCGGAACCGGCAUUAUUUGGCGCCCGAAUAUUUACGACCGCGUCCUCCUUCUGCCCGUGGACCGGGCCCUCCGCCCCGAUACCGAUGCCGAUGCCGAUGCCGAUGCCGAUGCUGAUGCCGAUGCCGAUGCUGCCCUGCUGCCUCUGUCCCCUGCUUGAGAAACACAAACCGUGAGGGAGAGGCCCGGGGUGGACAAGGAGAAGAGGAAAGAGCGCGCGGACCCAUAACGACGUGUCCCGAUCUUACGGCGAUUCGGGGACUUGGAAUUUCCUUGCCGAUGGCGAUCCUACGGCCUACUCCGACACACGAGCACGAAAUUCGCGGGCGUUACUCUUCGGACAAAGGAUCGCGCUUAAAUCUUGCGAAACUCGCGCCGCUUCUCUCGCCGCGAGAACCGCGUCUAAAUCGAUUCAACGACCGAACCAGAGCUUAUCGAAACCACCGUGUGAUCGCGGCACGAUUCGCGUUACAGCUAUUGGUAAACCUACGGCUAACGCGCAGGCGAUUUAUACGCGUAUUAACUUUAUUUCUGUCCGGGUAUAACUGACAGUGUACACGCGGCGUCCUUAUAACGGCCUCCCCUACAAAUUUCGGGACAUACGUACAUAUAUAUUCUGCUUUAAGCGAGUAUGGCAUUAGCCAGAGUGUCGUUUACUCAGUCACGUAACUUUGAGUUAAUCUUUGGAAAGUUAGUACACGCCGCGAGUUCGUUCUCGCGAGUCUUUAAGCUGCGUCGCUCUUCUGCGUCUACCGUUCGCGGCUAACGGCUAACGUUCCGUUCGAUGUUCGAAUAGCUAGCAGAUAUAAAGAGACCCGUAAGGAAUCGAGUCUACGCGGCCAAAGAAUCGUAAAAACUAACGCGAAAAGGCAAUGUACGAGGGCUGCGUGGCUGUCUUUCGAGCAUCUUUAUAGCGAGUUUAUCACGGGGAACAAGGAAACCGAUACGUAGAAAGAAAAAGUAACGCGAAAUUAGUGUGAACUGCAAAGUGCUAAGAAGUCGCGACAGGAUGGUUAGGUACACCGCUUAAUGAAGAUAUAACGAGCCUGGCGCCCCGUGGGGUUGGCACGACGACGUCGGCACCGAGACGCCCCCCACCUUCAUUCCCCAACGCGUCCUCGUCGUUUCUGCAGCAGCAGCCCCUUCUCGCAACGAGUCUGCGAGCCUCGGGUUACGCCAGAACACUCGUCCUCUUUACGAUCUUAGCCGGGCAGCGUGGCUCGCGAAAUUCCGCGGACUUUAUUCCCCUAAUUACACUCGGCAACUUAUGUCACUGCCAGCCAGAGAUUCCCCUCGCGAUGUCGCUUCACCGCGUCAUUUAUUUAGACAGUUAAUAACCUUCAACGGUUAGCUGCGUUAGCUGCGAGUUUAUUCGAUGCCGAUAGUCAUCGAACGAUCGCGGUGAUUAAUCGUGAUUGACCGUGGCUGUGAUUGGUCGGUCAGUUCGUCGAAAGCGGCUUCUCCGCGUUCUAAAAGCGAGGUGAUUUUGUCGGUGUAGAGCGGCCGUGUCACCAGCCGCCACGUCUUAUCUUAUCCCGAAAAAAGCGCUAUAAAUUACGCUGUUCGAGUUCAAUUUCGUAGGCAGUUCGGUUAAUCGCGAGGUGAUUGAUCGUACCAAGGUUUAUCCAGAUGAAUCCACGCAAUACUUUCUACCGUGACAGCACAGCUCUCGCAUACGGCACUCGACGGUCUCGCUUUGUCUCUCCUCUUCUCCUCUUCUCUCCUUCCGUUUCCUCGUCGUCUUCCUUUCUCCCUCCGCCCGCCCGUCCCCCCCCCCUCUUUUUUUUGUUCGUUCCUAAAGAAAGAACCGAGAGAGAAGAGAGGACCCUUGCCCGUUACGAUAUUCGGUGUCCCAGAGUUCGCGAGGAUUCGCUGGCAUUCUAUCCCGCGAAACGACGAACGGAGCGAGUGUAGAGGAUCGAGGCGGAAUGGGCCGAGGGCGGACGAUAUAUUUUCCCCGGAUGGCUCGGACACGGCCUCGCGUGUCUACACGCGUGAGCUCGAUGCCACGUCGCGAGGAGACAGCGGGUGUCGGCCGGUACACGCACAAGCGCCGAAACGCCAUCUUAAUUAUCGGCUGCGAUUAUUUAUGUCGCGUCACACCGUCGCACCAAGACUCUCAUAGCAGGUACCUACUCCUCGUGUUGUGCUUUGGCGUACCUCGAUGACCGAACGCCCCCUCGGUCGUCGAGCGUUUCGACACCCGCGCUCCUUUCGAUGGCCGUUCCUUCUUCCAGCGGACAACCGGUCGUCGAUUCUUCUCUUUUAGCCGUGAAAUUUCGAAACGAUCGCCAGGACGGAGGAUCGCGCCAAUUAAUACCACGAAUCCCGUAUCGCGUGGAAGGGCCGCGUGGCCUGCGAGAAGGACGUUGCCGGAGACAGAGAGAUACCGCGUAGGGAAGACGACGAAGGAUAGGAGGAGGCGAGUUGCCAGGACUGGAAAAGGGGACCCACGGGGAUUGAUGGCCACCACCUUUAAUGCCGUUUGUAUGUAGCGGCGCGCGUAAGCGCCUCGCCUUACAGUAAUUAGCUCAACAAACGCGCCACCCUGUCCCAUCAAUUGCUACCCUACGCUUUCGGUUCUCUUUCCUUCCCAUUCCCUUUCCCUGCUCGUCUCUCUCUCUCUCUCUCUCUCUUCCUCUCACUCGCACUCUCUGUCUCUCUCUCUCUGUCUCUCACUCUCUAGGACUCGCUUAUACGCACGCAACUUCUGUAGCUCUUCGCCCUUACCCCUAUACCGCAGAGUUUCUCUCCCUCUCUCUCUCUCUCUCUGUCUCUCUGUCGGUGCAGCAGUCUUGUUCUUCCGUGCUCUCCUUCUUUCUCUCUCUCUCUCUCUCGCUCGGGCUCGACACUCUCACGUAUCUUGAAUUAAACAUUCGAUGCCUCCUGUCUUGGCGGCGUGCGCGCAGCUCUUGCGUCGGGAAUGCAAAUGCAGAAACGUGGCUCGCUCGCGUGUGCGUAGAUGCACGUACGAGCGAGCACACGGCCGGACGACCGUGGCGAAGAGUAGGAAGGGGUGUUAUCCUCGAGCGACGAAUUAAAGGAUACGCCGAAACCCGAUUGAAAAACCACGAUGCGCGCAUUCGUGCGUGUAUAGCAAGUUCGCGGCUCCACGAUCUUUACUCCCCACAUCGACUCGCUUCACCGGGCGUCGUCGUAUCUCCGCGAUUUAAGACCACGUGCUCUCGCUUCCACGACCACGGCAACACCAAUACGUGGAAACUUUUCAUCCUGCGGAUUGCUUUUGUAUAUUAAGAGCGAAUCGACGAAUCGCGCGAUAUAAAUUACUCGGUAAUCGUGGAUUCGGGCACAAAAGCGACGAAGGUUUAAACCGGUUGGCUCGGUGGUUCGUGGAGUCACGCCACCGUUUAAUAAUCAUUCUAGCGGUAACGCGAGCAACGCGAUUAUUGCACUCGCCUAGGACGCAGUGUCUCGUGCAUGCCAGCGCGUACGUCCUGGCUACGCGAGGCUGCAUCGACACCACCUACGCGAUCCCUCCCCUCCCACAAAGAGGGAGCCAUAUUGCGUGGUCUUGAUAUUUACGAUUGAAACAAAUCAAACGUUAUCAAGCAUUCCGGGACGGUGAUAAAGAACACAGAGGGGACGCGGAGGCAUUUGCUGCUCCCAAGGGGGAUGUCAUCGGAAAAUCUUCCUCCCGGCGUUCCCAGUUAACGCGCCGUCAUAUUUGCUCUAUAUCGUAUCGAUCUUGCCCGUUCUCGGCGAUUACAUCUUUCACCGUAUAUACCAACGUCGAUACGAGUGAAACCAUUGGCAUCCUUUUAAAUGAAAAACAUACCGGCUAGCUUCGUCUGGGUUUAUCCGAUAGUAAGACUGCUAGAUAUCGUAUCGAUUCUAGGAAAGAUCGGAAGUAACCGAUAGCCGAUAACGAUAGAUGUACGAGUAAUAAAGAGUCGAAAAGACGAUUAGGUAAGGGAUUAUGUCUGAUAAACGAGACUCGCGACCGUACGCAUAAGUACGCGUAUUGAUUCGGAAGACGUGCAAGUUCACGAGUCACGUCGAUCCACUUCACAGAUCGAAAAAUACGCGGAAUCGAUGAACUUGCUAACGUUGUUCUUCAAAUCUACCUUCGAAUUUACUGUUAUUUAUAUCGCUGAUUGUUUACGUUACAUAAGUGCACUUGUGAAAGUUGCUCGUAGAUUGGACCUUGAUAAUUACGCACCUAUGUAACGAAACGAAGAGAUUAAUAAAAAUUGACGUUACUCCGACUCGCUAGAAACUCGUACAAAUAAAACUACGUCGAAGCAGUUGCCGCCCUUGUCUCUGUCCCGUUAAUCAUCCUCGCUACGUACGUCCUAUACCUAAUUGUCGGACGAAUGAGAACGCGAGUCGCUAGUGGAAGCGAACAGAAAUCACCGAAACUGUGCGUGGCCUGCCGUUGGGCCCUUAUAAAUCCAUCUUUCUUUUAAGGCCGAAGGUUCUCUACGUGG
This is a messenger RNA of Bombus pyrosoma, 11121 nucleotides long. RefSeq names its product zinc finger protein 600. Gene Ontology annotation, molecular function: zinc ion binding; DNA-binding transcription factor activity, RNA polymerase II-specific; RNA polymerase II transcription regulatory region sequence-specific DNA binding. Gene Ontology annotation, biological process: regulation of transcription by RNA polymerase II. The record is from RefSeq and is a predicted model, not a curated record. The transcript is spliced from 9 exons. NCBI's taxonomy places the organism in Eukaryota, Metazoa, Arthropoda, Insecta, Hymenoptera, Apidae. The coding region runs from base 2528 to 5812 and encodes 1094 amino acids. Gene Ontology annotation, cellular component: nucleus.